Messenger RNA from Hipposideros armiger (great roundleaf bat), 1854 nucleotides. It is a transcript of the gene MRPL4, whose product is annotated as mitochondrial ribosomal protein L4. NCBI's taxonomy places the organism in Eukaryota, Metazoa, Chordata, Mammalia, Chiroptera, Hipposideridae. The coding region runs from base 288 to 1148 and encodes 286 amino acids. Gene Ontology annotation, cellular component: ribosome. The transcript has 9 exons. Gene Ontology annotation, molecular function: structural constituent of ribosome. Gene Ontology annotation, biological process: translation. The record is from RefSeq and is a predicted model, not a curated record.
GGCCACUUUUCCAGGCUUAACACUCGGGGCUUCUUGCUGUAGGAUCGCAUUCCCAGGUGUCUCAGAGGGUGCGUUAGGCCAGAAGUGGAAAUUGAGGUCUGGGGGUUAGUCUUGGGAUGGUGGUGGAGGCACGCUGGGGCGGGCUCCGCUGUCAUCGCUCUUGCAAGCUCCGCUUACUGGCCCCGAGUCCGAGCCGAGCCGGCAGCAUCGUGUUCGUGACGUCAUCGCGAGGCGCCGAGCGAGUCUAGAGAGAGCCUUGACCUCUUGGAGUGGGGAGCUGCGCGCCAAUGCUGCAGCUACUCUGGGCCGGGGCGCGGGCCUGGCUUCGGCCCACCGGCUGCCGGGGCCUGAACGCGCUGGCGAAGCCUGAGCCGUUGGCGAGCGCGGGUCCCCAGGCACCGGUGCUGCGGAAAUGCGAGCUCCCGGUACCCGCACAGCGGCGUCCGGUGCAGGCCUGGGUCGAAUCCCUGCGAGGCUAUCAGCAGGAGCGCGUGGGUCUUGCUGAGCUGCACCCUGACGUUUUCUCCACGGCGCCCAGGCUGGAUAUCCUUCACCAGGUUGCUAUCUGGCAGAAGAACUUCAAGAGAAUUAGCUAUGCCAAGACCAAGUCUAGGGCUGAGGUGCGGGGUGGUGGCCGGAAGCCCUGGCCACAGAAAGGCAGUGGACGCGCAAGACAUGGCAGCAUCCGCUCCCCGAUCUGGCGAGGAGGAGGCAUUGCCCAUGGCCCCCGGGGCCCCACGAGCUACUACUACAUGCUGCCCAUGAAAGUGCGGGUGCAGGGCCUCAAGGUGGCGCUGACGGUCAAGCUGGCCCAGGAUAACCUGCACAUCAUGGACUCCCUGGAGCUGCCGACUGAGGACCCCCAGUACCUGACAGAGCUGGCCCGCUACCGCCACUGGGGGGACUCCGUGCUCCUGGUGGACUUAGCACAUGAGGACAUGCCUCAGAACAUCGUGGCAGCCACCUCCGGGCUCAAGACCUUCAACCUGAUCCCAGCUGUUGGCCUGAAUGUGCACAGCAUGCUGAAGCACCAGACGCUGAUCCUCACCCUGCAGGCUGUCGCCUUCCUGGAGAAGAAGCUGCUCUGGCACGACUCACGCUAUACACCCCUCUACCCCUUCCAUCUGCCCUACUGUGACUUCCCCUGAGCCCCCAACCUUCCCCGCCCCAGGCCCAUCAGCUGCCCUCCUUUCUGCACUGCUCUCCAUGCCAGGUGCCUGCUCUGAGCCAGGCCAAGCCCCCGGUGGGUUUGGGGACCUUGCACCCACCCUGCAAGAGGAGCACUGCCCAGACCCCCUCGUAGCAGUAGGAGGCUGAGCCCACGAAGAGUGGCCUGGCAGGCGUCAUGACUGGGAAGGGGCAACUCAGCAGAGACCCUGACCGAGCUCCUGUCCCAAUUCUCUCUUCCCUGUUUAGUCACAGAGGAGAAACAGAAAAGCUCAUUGCCAUGUUGUGAAUAAUUCUAACUGGCAGGUCAGGCUUUCUCCCCAGUGCUGGGCACCACCAGCAUCUCUUCUCAAGGGGCGACCUUAGUGCUGUUUAUAAAAAUGACCCAGCAUCAGCUUCCUUGGGGUUGAGGCAGGCUCCAGGAGCUCGCAGAGGAGCGUGGGCGCAGCACAUCCCUAGGAACCUGCUCCUGGCACCUCCCGGCUCCUGGGCAUGUCAUCAUCUACCUGCAUCCCUGACAGGUUCUGUGGUCCCAUUGGUUACAGUCUUUCAGUCUGAUGUGCAGGCUUGAUUUCACAAGUAGGUGCCAUAUGCAAACCUGAGCUUUCAUCACAACGAUUUCCACUGAGCACAGUCAGAAUCAAUGUGGUCAAUAAAUGAGUGAAUAAACAUUUUUUAAAAUACCAA